AUGACAGAUUCAUAUUAUAAGACAUUAGGAGUUACUGAAAACGCAACUUCCUCUGAAAUUCGCAAGGCCAAAACGUAUCACCCGGAUAAAAAUCCUAAUGGAACCGAAAAGUUCAAGGAAAUUUUAAACGCGUAUGAGAUUUUAUCUGAUCCCAACAAAAAAAGGGUUUACGAUUUGAAGAGAAAACGCGGUACGGAUUUCGACUUCGAAAGCUUUUAUGCAAGCAAUCGACCUUCUACGUCAAGACCAGGACGCAGAACGCCAACGCCACCAGCUCCUCCAACUCCACCAACUCCAUCAACUCCACCACGACCAUUCAGUCCUCCACCACCACCACCUAAUCGCGACGACUACCACAUCCUUACGACUGCGGUAGUUUCCUUAAAAGAAGCUUAUCUCGGUGUGAGAGAUUUCAAGGUUUACUACAACUUGAAGGUGAACUGCCAAAAAUGUCAUGGUAAUGUGGAUACUGCUCUCUUUUCUGAGGCUUGUGUUACUUGCAAUGGUAGUGGAUAUGUCCAGACCCGGUUGAGUGACAAAAAAAAGAAAGCAUCUGUUACGUGCUCUAGCUGUGAUGGAGUAGGUGUUAAAACUUACAAAAAGAAAUGUCAGACCUGUCUUGGCGCAAAAAUGACUCGUGUAAGUGUGCUGAUUCCCAUUGCAAAAGGCAUCGAAUCCGGCCACAUGAUCCGAAUGAAGAACUAUGGCAAUUUCUUGCCCGACAACGUCACAAGGGGCAAUUUGUUUAUUCAGGUGACUGUCGAUAAUAAAUGGGGCUGUUUCACACGUCACAAAAAUACCUUAUUUGCUUCCGUGGACAUCAAACUUCGAGAUGCUCUAAUGGGAGUAAAUCGAAAGGGAAAUGUUUUUAAGCAUAUGGAUGGCCGCCUAUUGAACAUUCAGCAAGCACCCGGAACAGUGAUCACACCCGGAUUGGCCAUGAUUAAGAAAGAUGAAGGUAUGCCCGUAUUCUCUGAUACGGAUGGCAACAAGGGUAAUCUUAUCAUUAGAUUUAAUGUGAUCUUCCCUGUUGAAAUCAACAUUCCGAAGGAUCCAUACGUUCGAGAUCAAAUUGAUCUUAUGUUUGAAACGGAAGAAGAACGUGUGAUUCGAGAGAACACAAUUGUUAUCGAUGACGACGAUGAUGAAGAUGACAAUGUUAGUUCACGAGAGGGAGAUAACAAAAAAGAAGGGGAUGUAUCUGAAGAUACUACCGACGGCGCUCAGAAGGAGGCCCAUAUUUUAGGAGAUGACGGUCAAGACAAAAACGAAUCGGAUUCUGCAAAGAAUUUUUAUAAUAAUUAA
Molecule: messenger RNA, 1305 nt
Organism: Mucor mucedo
Lineage: Eukaryota; Fungi; Mucoromycota; Mucoromycetes; Mucorales; Mucoraceae
Exons: 5
Coding region: 1-1305 (434 amino acids)
Biological process (GO): protein refolding
Cellular component (GO): cytoplasm
Molecular function (GO): Hsp70 protein binding
Source: RefSeq, a predicted model, not a curated record